GAUCUUCUUCAGUCGAAGAACUUCCCGCCGACAGGAUAACGAGUGACUAAUCUAUCCGCACAGGAAUAGGACGCGGGGGCGCAACUAUAUAUAGAUAUUUAUAUAUGCGCUUAUAUACAUAAGCGCUAGAAUAUAAAGUAUUGUUGUUAGUCAAAAUUAUACGAUCGCAUGUAUUUGCAACACUUGCAUUCCUGAACUCGUCAGAACUUUCUCCUUAUAUUGUUGUGCACAGGACAAAUCGAAAACCUAAAAAUUAUCCAAAAUUUUUUGUUAUUCAACAAAACGUAUCCUUAGAGCCACAAUGAUGAUCCAUACUUCUCAAUUAUUUGUCAUUACUAUUACAAUAUACGCUGCUAUAAUCGACGGAGCACCUAGCGCAAACCUAGAGAGCAUCUUUUUACGUAUUUACGUUGGAACUACUAUGGAUGAAUAUGUCGAUUACUCGCUAAAGAAUACCGAUGCACUGCUAUCUCGAAUAAAUAGCAGCAAGCCGACAGUAUUAUAUAUACACGGCUAUAUGGAACAUAUAGGGAAAGAUAGCAUACGAACAAUAGUGCAAGCUUACUUGAAGCGAAAUGAUCACAAUAUCAUCGCAAUGGAUUAUGGUAAACUGGUGAGCGACUCAUAUAUGACAGCUGUGAGAAACGCCUUCCAUGUUGCAGCCGCUCUCACAGUGACUCUCGAUAAGAUGGUAGGAUCGGGCUUUAAUUCGGAAAAGUUACAUAUUGUAGCACACUCUUUAGGCAGCCAAGUCGCUGGCUACCUCGGCAGAAGUGUCAAUUUUCAGAUUCCUAGAAUUACAGGAUUAGAUCCUGCCGGUCCUCUUUUCAAUUAUCUCGAGCCUCAUCUCACAUCCUCUGACGCUCGUUUCGUAGAUAUCAUACAUACAGAUUUAGGAUUUUAUGGUAUUAUGAAGAUUAUCGGCACGGUAGACUUCUAUCCAAAUGGUGGUCGACGUGUACAACCUGGUUGUCCAUUAAAUGCUACUAUCUACUCCAAAGAAGAUUUUUGCAGUCAUCAUCGUUCCUGGAGAUUCUAUGCUGAAUCACUGAUCGAUGAAACAGCCUUUCUGGGCGUAGAAUGCCCUUCGUUAUAUCACUUUUAUUCCGGCAAAUGUAAUAAUAAUACGCAAAUCAUCAUGGGAUACGGCACUCCGAGCAACGCGCAACGAAACAUUUAUUUAGUGACGGCUGACCAGAGUCCUUUCGGGUUACACGAGAAAGGAACUCAUCUGUAAUCGAGUUAACUGUACAAUUGAAUUGUAAUAUUCAAAAAGAAUAUACCAUAAGACCUAGAUGGAUAGCAAACCCUCAUAAUAAAAAAAACGACAAGUACAUACAUCGUCCUCUGUGACGCUCGGCAUGCUAUAUUCAUAGCAUAUUAAUGAAGAAUUGGACGUAUUAUGUCUUAUCUCUUACAAUAUAGUUAAUAAUCGCUGUAUUAUUCUAAUAUUAAGUUUUCUUCCUUAUAUGCAAUAACAGUUUUUCUAUUAAUUCAA
Molecule: messenger RNA, 1498 nt
Organism: Camponotus floridanus (Florida carpenter ant)
Lineage: Eukaryota; Metazoa; Arthropoda; Insecta; Hymenoptera; Formicidae
Product: phospholipase A1 member A
Exons: 8
Coding region: 302-1237 (311 amino acids)
Biological process (GO): lipid metabolic process
Molecular function (GO): lipase activity
Source: RefSeq, a predicted model, not a curated record